Myripristis murdjan (pinecone soldierfish) is the source of this 2263-nucleotide messenger RNA. It is a transcript of the gene foxo6b, whose product is annotated as forkhead box O6 b. The coding region runs from base 1 to 2205 and encodes 734 amino acids. The record is from RefSeq and is a predicted model, not a curated record. Gene Ontology annotation, cellular component: nucleus. Gene Ontology annotation, biological process: regulation of transcription by RNA polymerase II. Gene Ontology annotation, molecular function: DNA-binding transcription factor activity, RNA polymerase II-specific; RNA polymerase II cis-regulatory region sequence-specific DNA binding. The transcript is spliced from 2 exons. Lineage: Eukaryota; Metazoa; Chordata; Actinopteri; Holocentriformes; Holocentridae.
AUGCUGAUGAUGAUGGAGAACAGCGGCAUGGAUGCGCAUCAGGUUGAUAUCGAUUCGGAAUUUGAGCCUCACGGUCGGCCGCGGUCCUGCACCUGGCCGCUGCCGUGUCCGGAGGAUUUCCCGGGGGGAGAAGAGGCGAGUCGAGGUCUGGCCCUGGCAUCGGUCAAAGUGGAGCAGUACAACGUGCCUGCGUGCCGGGCCGAGAGAAAAGGCGGCGCUCCGGCGGAGAUAAAGCAUCCAGCCGGCGCCCCAGCCCCCGUCGUGGCCGCUCCUGCCUGUAUGUCCGGGGCUGCGCUCGAUGUGGCCGGCCAGCUGCGCAAAGCCAAGUCCUCCCGGCGGAACGCAUGGGGAAACCAGUCCUAUGCAGACCUCAUCACCCGUGCCAUCGAGAGCGCCCCGGAAAAGAGACUCACCCUGUCACAAAUUUAUGACUGGAUGGUUCGCUUUGUUCCUUAUUUCAAGGAUAAAGGCGACAGCAAUAGUUCAGCCGGCUGGAAGAAUUCAAUCAGACACAAUCUGUCCCUGCAUACUCGCUUCAUCCGCGUGCAGAAUGAAGGGACCGGAAAGAGUUCCUGGUGGAUGCUGAACCCAGAGGGAGGGAAGAUGGGGAAGGGACCCAGGCGACGGGCUGCCUCCAUCGACAAUGGCACCAAGUACCUGAAGACCAAGGGUCGUGUCAGCAGGAAGAGAGCAGGGGCCAUGGGGCUGGGUCGGGGCCAAGGACAUGGGGCUGGGCCUGGGAUACAGGGCUCCCCAGAACAUGGCAGUCCUGCAGGGAAGGGAGGUGUAGGCAUAGGAGGGGAGGAGUAUGAUACCUGGACUGAUCUCCAUUCCCGCACCUCCUCCUCUGCCUCCACGCUGAGUGGCUGCCUGUCUCCGAUCCUGGCCGAGGCAGAGGCUGAUGAACCAGAGGAAGGGGGUCUGUCUUGCUCAGCUUCACCCCGACUUUACCCAAGCCCCACCAGCACCCGCUCCCCAGCCCUGGGCACUGGGGGCCACUGCCCCUCUGUUGAGCUUCCUCAGCUCACCGAUCUCACCGGGGCAAUCAGUCUAGAUGAGAGCGGCUAUUCCCAGCCGCCACAACUCAAAUGCAAUGGUUACCCCUACGUGCCUGGGCCCAAGGCAGAGGGUUCCUACUGCGGGCCCGUCUAUGGACAGCCGUCCAUAGGCAUGCUGCGGCACCACACCCCCAUGCAGACCAUCCAGGAGAACAAGCCGGCCAGCUUCCAGCGCCCCCUGAGGGGCUACUCAGAGAACAACGCCUUGCAGAGUCUGCUGACCGGAGGCCCUCAGUACUGCAGCAAAGACAUCGUGCUGGGCCAGGGACGGGACACACAUGCACUAAUGACACAGGGAACCAAUGGCGUUCACAACCAGCACAGCCACAAUCAGAGCCGCAGCCACAAUCAUAACCACAAUCACAGCCAGGAGCACGCUCACAAUCCCAGUCUACAUAAUGGCCACGGCUCGGUCCAUGACCAGAACACAAGCCACCAUCACAACCACAAUCAGGGUCACAAACACCACCCCAACCUCGAUUACAGCCACAAGCCCCACCCGGCCCACGAUUACAGUCAUAGUCACGAGCAGAGUCACAAACUAAACCCCAGCCAUGAUCACACCCCUCGCUCAAGCCAGAGCCACAUGCAUAGCCACAACCCCCUUAACCCCAUGCACAGCGGCCCCCGCCCCCAGGCCCUCUCCCCUCGUGUCAGCACUGACAUCCUGCAGCCCUACAGCCUCAAAACCUCCAACCACUACGGGCCCCGCCCUCACCUCCCAACAUCACCGUCCCUGCCGCCCAACCCGGCCGCUGUCAUGGACGUUCCGCAGGAUCCCUGCCGUCUGGCGUCCGCCCCCCACCCCCGUCACCAGCCUUACCCCGGGGCCCUCCACCAGGGUAUGACCGACUCCUGGCUCAGCUACUACCACCACAGCCACCAGUCGGGGACCUCUGGUUACCAGGGGCAACAACACAGCUCCCACAGCAGAAUGGCUGCUGACCUGGAGAUGGAGAGCAUCCCCACCAGCCUAGACUGUGACGUGGACUCCAUCCUCCUCAAUGACUUUAUGGACACAGAGGGUAUGGACUUCAACUUUGACGGCUCUCUGUCCCAAGGCGUGGGCAUGGGCAUGGGCAUGAGCUUAGGGGCGUUUGCUUGCCCUCCACCGGCACACAGCAACCAGAGCUGGGUGCCAGGGUGAACCCGGGCCCAAGGGCUCGGACAGAGACACGACAGGAACGCUCACCCACCAGUCCAGG